AUGGCUAAAAUUGAAUUAGUUGACGCAGGAUGUUUCAUUUCUCAAAUGAAUGAAUUAUUAUUAAUUGAUCCAUUGUAUAUAAAUUAUGCUAUAACUCAUUAUUUUAAUUCUUUUAUAAAUGAUAAAAAAGAUCUGUUACCACAAGAAAGUUUAAAUGGCAUUUAUUUUCCCAAUGCAAAAGCAGGGUUAUGGUCAUCUUUUGCUAUAAGAGAAAAUAACAACUUUUCUUAUAAUUCUAAAGAAACAUAUAGUAAAAAAAAUGAAAAAGAUAAAACUUAUAAUAGUGAAACGGUAAUUUCUUUUAUUUGUUUUAAUAAUACUGAAUAUUUGCAUGAAUAUUUAACAAUUCAAAAAAUUAAUGAAUUGGAUUGGCAAAUAUAUGAAUCAAAUAAAAAUCAUAUUGGAUAUUGUACGAAUGAAAAAAAUAUUAAUUUAGAUAAUGAAAGAGAAAGCAAUAACGAAAAAAUUUAUUUUCCAAAUUAUUUUACUAAUAUAUUAACAGUAGAAAGUGGGCAAGUUGGCCUAUUUUGUAUUGAAUCCAUUAAAAGAAGUUCACAUAUUCUUCUUCAAAAAAAUAUCAAUAAAGAUAUUACUAAAAAAGAACAACUUAAUGACACAUUUAGGGAAAAUUUAAAUAAAUUAUAUCCAUGGUAUAACAAAAUAUGUGAUAUAACUUUAACUUCAUCUAUUGGAAUAAUUGAUUUUAUUGAUAUGCCAGUAGGCUGUGUUUGUGUUUCAAAUUCAGAUUGUGUAGUUAAUUAUUUAUGUGAAAUUGUAAAAGAUGAAGUAACAGAUGAAAUUUGGGCAAUAAGAGUUAAUUUUUUAAAACCAUUGAAAUAA
Plasmodium relictum is the source of this 840-nucleotide messenger RNA. RefSeq names its product conserved Plasmodium protein, unknown function. Lineage: Eukaryota; Apicomplexa; Aconoidasida; Haemosporida; Plasmodiidae. The record is from RefSeq and is a predicted model, not a curated record. The transcript has a single exon. The coding region runs from base 1 to 840 and encodes 279 amino acids.